Messenger RNA from Humulus lupulus (European hop), 1830 nucleotides. RefSeq names its product chromo domain-containing protein LHP1. Lineage: Eukaryota; Viridiplantae; Streptophyta; Magnoliopsida; Rosales; Cannabaceae. The coding region runs from base 245 to 1546 and encodes 433 amino acids. Gene Ontology annotation, biological process: heterochromatin formation. The record is from RefSeq and is a predicted model, not a curated record. The transcript is spliced from 6 exons. Gene Ontology annotation, cellular component: nucleus.
AGAAAAAAAGAAAAGAAAAAGGACAGAGCCUUUAUACAUUUAAAUUUUUAGUUUUAGGUAGAGAGAGAGAGAGAGAAAUCUCAUGACUUAAAAACCAGAGGUUUUUUCAUAUCUGCUUAAAACACACACAACAUCUCACCGUUUGAUUUCAGGUGUGUUUGUUUGGGGGGUUUUUGGGGUUUAGACAUUUUAGAAAGAGAAAGAGACAAGAGUCGAGAAAGAAGGAGAAAGAAGAAGAAGAAGCAUGAAAGUGAAGGGAGGAGGGAGGAGAAAGAGCUGGGACUCAAAUUUAGGCGGAGAUUCCGACACUAACCCAACACCCAAUGGCUCCUUGUCUCAGCCCGACCCUUCUCUUUUCCCUCUUUCUCUUGAACAGCAAGAUGCCCAUCUAAAACUCGACGAUGCCCAGCCCCAACCGGAUACUCAAGAUGCUGAAAACAACGAAGACGAGGACGAUGAAGACGAGGACGAAGCUGAUAAUGAUGAUGCUAAUGAAAACACUGAGCGUCCCAAGCUUGACGACGGCUUCUACGAAAUCGAAGCCAUUCGCCGUAAAAGGGUCCGCAAGGGUCAGCUUCAGUACCUCAUCAAAUGGCGUGGUUGGCCAGAGACAGCUAACACCUGGGAGCCUUUGGAGAAUCUCCAGUCAUGCUCUGAUGUUAUUGAGUCAUUUGAAGAGAGCUUGCAAUCCGGAAAGCAUAGGAAGCGGAAGCGCAAGCAUGGGACUCCUCAUUCUCAGUCCAAGAAGAGACACCAACGUUCGACAGUUGCUCCCUUCAAUGGCACAGGCUUGGAAACCACUGAUAUGGACAAAUCCACAACAGCCCUCGACAAUUUGAGCCUUGCUGAGAUUUCUGCUCUCCCACAUGAAGAAUAUGUUGGGGAUGUCAUUGUCAACAACAGCGAGGCAUUCAAGAAGUUCAAUGUUGAAAAUGGUCUCAUGAAUGCUUUCCCCAAAAAUAGUGGAAGGAAAGAUGGAAAUGAGUAUGAUCCAAAACUUAGUGAGCUUAAAACAACCUCUACUAGCAAUGCAGAUAAACUGGGCGUACAAUAUCAAGAACCACAGGCUCCGGAAGGCAAUGGCCCUACAGAAGGAAUUCCCCAGGUGCAUUGCGUGGAAACUGUUCAGAACAAUCGCAGUAUGGGAGCUAAGAGAAGAAAGUCUGGUUCUGUGAAGAGGUUUAAACAAGAUUCGCCUUUAUGUGAAGCUCCUGUUAUGCAAAAUAUAACAAUUGGAACCAGCAUUCUCCCCGGCAGCAGAAUUGAACUACUAGGGACAGAAAAUCUCACUGUUGGUGGGGAAAAUCCAAGUCACGAUAAUAGGGUUGAUGAAUUAGAAAAUGCAUUGUGUAUAACCAAGAUUAUCAAACCAAUAGGCUAUUCAGCUUCUGUGACAAACAAUAUCCAGGAUGUGUCAGUGACUUUUAUGGCCAUGAGGUCGGAUGGAAGAGAGGUGAUGGUGGAUAACAAGUUCCUUAAGGCCAAUAACCCACAUCUGUUGAUCAACUUUUACGAGCAGCAUCUCCGAUACACCGCUACAUUGUGAUUCAACAAGUAUAUGCAGAUCAUAAGCAAUUUCGAUCUUCAACUUGUUUGCUGUUAGCUUUAUACAGUUCCUUCCUAGUAUUGUAGUUGCAGGAGAUGCUGAAGUUCAACAAAUGUAGUUAUCAGUGUAAAAACCAAGUAAUAUAUAUGAUGAAACUAGGGUUCAUACCAGUGUCAAUCUGCCCAUUAUCUCAUUUUGGUUUCUCAUAUGAUGACUAGAGAUUAUUUUCGGAUCUUAACAUGAGAAUGAAAAUGAUUUAGAAAGUAUACUUUACUGUUUCAAAA